ACGAAGGAGAAAGGCCAAAGACAAAACGUUGCCAUGCGACUCUUCGUCAUUCCGAUCUCGACGAGACGGGCCCUGAUAUAUGCUCGACCGCUCCGUCGGGAUCAUGCAAAGGAGCUGUCCAUACUCGAUCGAAUCACAAACAAAGCUGCCAAAACAUGGGCUCAAUGGGAGGAAGCCGAAAAGGGUUGGAAAAAACAUUUGGUCGUGUGGGGAAAUAAGGUCCAACAGCGGAUUCCUUAUGAAGAAUGGGGGCUCAAGAGUAUUCCUUCACUCAAUGCUCAGCGACGACUUGAUGAAUCGUAUGGGUCGCAGAAGAUAGAUGUGCUUUUCCCAGGAAAUGCGGUCAAAACUGAAAAGCUCAAGUCGAUCUUGCACAAGAUUGCUACUGAUAGGCAGGACCUACAUCGAAAGAGGAUGUGGUGGAGCUUCAUCGCGAGCCCUUUUACUGCUCCAAUUGGGCUCAUUCCAUUGAUACCUAACAUCCCUUUCUUCUAUCUUGUGUAUCGAGGAUGGUCCCAUUGGCGAGCAUUAAAUGGAUCUAAACACUUGGAAUUCUUGGUCGAGAGGGACCUUCUAAAUCCGAUAUCGCACCCAGCACUGGAGCGACUAUAUGCAAAGCGGGUUUCACGGGCGCUAGAAAUGUCUAACAUUGAACAGUCAAUCUCAAGCAUGGUAGAGGACGUGGAGAAAAGUGACGACAAAUUGCUGCUUCGGAUGGACGAUGCUAAGAAAUUGGCUUCAAUCCUUGAAGCACCGGAGCUUGCUUUGGAAGCCGAACGAGCUAUUGUCCAGGUCGAGGAGAAGUUGAGAACGGAUAACUCGUCCUCGGGCGAAGACGAAAGGAAAAACAGCCCAAAAGAGAAAGAGUCGUGA
Messenger RNA from Aspergillus bombycis, 873 nucleotides. Its product is annotated as mitochondrial K+-H+ exchange-related family protein. Gene Ontology annotation, cellular component: mitochondrial inner membrane. The annotation marks the transcript as partial. Gene Ontology annotation, biological process: proton transmembrane transport; potassium ion transport. The transcript has 3 exons. The record is from RefSeq and is a predicted model, not a curated record. Lineage: Eukaryota; Fungi; Ascomycota; Eurotiomycetes; Eurotiales; Aspergillaceae.